GCCAGCACUCCUCAACUCGCCGUCAGGUCUGGUAUUAGAAUAAAUAGACAGAAAGUUGUUUACUCAUGAGAGACAACUUCAACUUCUGAUGAUGUGGAAAAUCUUUGCCGGGAUCCUCUGCAUUACAAUGGUGUCGGCCUCGUGCCCAAAGGACUGUCGCUGUCCCCUUGACGUCCCCACAUGUGCAGCUGGAGUCAGUCUCAUGCUGGACAGAUGUGGAUGCUGUAAGGUUUGUGUUCGGCAGCUUUUUGAAGACUGCAACACCUCGCAGCCAUGUGACCACACGAAGGGACUGGAGUGCAACUUUGGAGGUGGAUAUGAUUCUGCUAAAGGCAUCUGUCGAGCUAAAUCAGAUGGAAGAACUUGCGAGUACAACAACAAGAUUUACCAGAAUGGAGAAAUCUUCCGUCCGAACUGCAAACACCAGUGCACUUGCAUGGAUGGGGCUGUGGGAUGUGUCUCUCUGUGCCCACGUGAGCUCAUGCUGCCCAAACUGGGUUGUGCCAAACCCAAAAGGGUCAAGGUGCCAGGACGGUGCUGCGAACAACUAGUCUGCCCCAAGGAAGAGAUUUCUCCACUGAAGAAUCACAGAAAGAAGGACAGCAAAUACAGAAUGUUUGAAAACGACUUAACCAACCAGUAUGAGUUGGCCCCUGUGUGGAGAGGAGAAUCUGAGCUUUCAGCAGCCUUCAGGAGUCACCCAGUGAGCCACAUCUUUGCCAGAGGAUUCAAGUGUGUGUCUCAAACUACGGCCUGGUCACCCUGCUCCAAUUCCCGUGGCACCGGAGUGUCCACCAGGCUGACCAACAACAAUACUCAGUGCAAACUCGUGAAAGAGACUCGGAUCUGUAAAGUUCCCCCCCACAAACACAUGACCUCCGUCAGAUUGAAGAAAGGUCAGAGGUGCAACCACAUGGAAAAGGCCGGCCGCCCUGUAAAACUCUCCCGCUCAGGUUGUCGUAGCCUGAAAAAGUUCCAGCCCAGAAACUGCGGGUCGUGCUCAGAGGGGCUGAGAUGCUGCAGGCCGCAUCGGACUCAAACGAUAGCCGUGCGCUUCAGAUGCAAAAAUGGAGAAACUUUCAGCAGGAUGGUGAUGAUGAUUCAGUCUUGCAAGUGUAGCUGCUUCACCAACAAUGACGCAAAGUCACCUGCCCUCCACAGACUUGUUAAUGAUAUACAUUAAGAUAUCAACUUCUAAAUUUUAGUGGGAAUAAAAAUCCAUUAAAGCAACACUAUGCAACGUUUCACCAAGCAGCCUCUAAACUAGUUUGAUGGUUGAUUGAUUUGGAGCAGAGAUAAUGAUGUCGCUAACAUUCCCACUCUUCACCCUGAACACACUAUUCAUGAGGAAACUUUUGUAUUGUAAAGAUUCCCCAUUCUGUUUAUUUGUUACAGCAGCAACUCUUGGAGGACUCAGGAGGCCAGAGAUAGAUGGUCGUUGAGUUGUGUUUCUGUUCAGUCAGAGAUUGAUGGAGUUUUUUUUCUUGCCACGAAAACCAGUUACUCGCUCAGAUAUGGAGCCCAACUGAAUCACCACAUGUGUGUCUACAGAGGGCGCUGUUGCUCAAAGUUACAUAGCGUUGCUUUAAGUAUUGACUGACAGAACAAUACCUGGCAGGACGAAUUUGAUGAACAAUGUUGUUCAUUAUUCUGCUUCAUAACACUGGAGCCUUCGAUUUGCUUCUUCGUGAAGUGUUGUAUUUAUAUUCAUCAGAUUCUUAUCUUUCCUUUCCAUAAUUUCUGAUUUUUGAUAAGACAUAUCACUAAUAUGUUUAAGGACAUUCAACAUGUUGCAUUAAAUGAUGUAAAAACUAUGGCAGCUAUUAAAUAACAUAAUGUUACUCUGUUUUUUGUUUGUAUACUGAACCUUUUCAUUUUAUUUAUGACACUUUGUUUUUUCAUACUUCAUGUAUUCCUAUAUUGAAUCAUAGUAAAGUGCAGUAAUAUUUGUUUGCAAUAUUUGUCUGCAUUUGCUUGUGUGUCUGUCAAAUGUUGAAAUAUGACCCUAAGGCCAGGAAAACUGUGUUGUAUGUAAAAGAUGAAAUAACUGCCAUAUUGUCCAUUUUAUUCAUAAUUUUUCACAAAUAAAUGCAAAGAAGCCCAAUACAGUCUAGCAAUUAUUUUAUAGUAUUGACAAAUGUAAAAACAUAGUUCAGCUGUUGCAGUGAUAAAUAAACUGGAGCUUCUUAGUUGACCCACUUCUGCAGAGACCUACAUGUCUCCAUGUCACUGAGUAGUUCAGCCAAUGACUGUAACAUAAAACAGAGUGGUU
This is a messenger RNA of Paralichthys olivaceus (Japanese flounder), 2272 nucleotides long. RefSeq names its product CCN family member 1-like. Gene Ontology annotation, molecular function: integrin binding; heparin binding. The record is from RefSeq and is a predicted model, not a curated record. Gene Ontology annotation, cellular component: extracellular region; extracellular matrix. Gene Ontology annotation, biological process: signal transduction; cell adhesion. Lineage: Eukaryota; Metazoa; Chordata; Actinopteri; Pleuronectiformes; Paralichthyidae.